AUGUCAAAUUUGGACACACCAAGUGGAGUGGUUCCAUCGAUACCACGAAGAAAUAUAUUGAGUGCUUUAUCCGGAGACGAAAUUCGGAACCCACACGUACCAGUCGCACAGCAGAAGAUCGCACAGCAGAUUGCGGAAAAUCGAAGAAUAAUGGAAAAGAAUUUGGAAGUGUUGACAGAUCGCCGAGAUAUGUUGAUCGACAAAUUAUUUCGGAUCACUGAGGCAGUAGAAUUAGAUGAUGUGAAUAUACAUCUCCUUCGGUUGCAUUUGGAUACUGUGCGCAGAUGUUCGGAUGAAUACGAGAAAAUAUACUCCGAAAUGCUAACUUUAUCGUCAAGGGAACAACGAGAUAUAAAUCGAUUGGAGUAUGUAAGGUUUGAAAAGGUACAUGAUCAGUUAUAUGUUACAUUACAAAUGAAAAUAGCGAAUACUCUGGAAGCGGAGUCCAAACGGGAAAGUAUAAAUACAUCGACUGCUCCACAGCAGGUUUUAGUUCAUGCUGCUGCGCCACAACUACAUGCUCCCUUCCCAACGUUCGACGGUAGUGUUGAGAAUUGGUACAGCUUUAAGAGCCUUUUCCAAAGCAUAAUGAGUAAAUACCCGAACGAAACUGCUGCUAUGAAAAUUCUCCACUUACGAAAUGCGCUGAUUGGUGAAGCAAGGGAUAAAAUUGACCAAGAAGUGAUUAAUAAUAACGACUACAAUCAGGCCUGGAAGAUUCUAGAAAACGCCUACGAAGACAAACGAUUGAUCGUGGACACGCACAUCGACGCAAUUUUGGAAAUCGGUAAGGUAACCCGAGAGAAUCGAGGUAAGACAAUCACUAAACUUGUUGACAGCUGUUCCAAACAUACAGAUGCUUUGAGUAGUCACGGAUUUAAGGUAGAAGGUCUUGCAGAGCUAAUUCUCGUAAACAUUUUGUAUAAGAAACUAGAUAAAGAAACGCAGGAACAGUGGGAGUUGGAACUUGGGCGUGGUGAAUUGCCCGCUUUCAGUAGUUUUUUAGAUUUUUUACGGGAACGUGGACGUGUUUUAUUACGAACCAGUCGCUUGCAGCAGCAAACCCCUCAGCAAUUAUCUACUCAUCCUAAGCAGGGUCAAGGAUUCAGCCGUAAAGUUCCAAUGCAAAAUAUUUCGAAGUCUUUCGUGCAAACUGUACGAGCAACCUGUCCGUGUUGUAAAUCUGAACAUGCAAUAUAUCAGUGUCCCAAAUUCCAUAAUCAAGAAGUCGUUGAGCGCAAGACUGUAGUAGUUAAAUCUAAUUUAUGCUUCAACUGCUUGAAGGAGUCCCAUCGUGUUAGUGAUUGUCCGUCAGACAAAAGAUGUAAGGUUCAAGGAUGUGGUCGGAAGCAUCAUAGUUUAUUGCACUUUAGUAAAUCCUCGAACACAGCUACAGCUUAUCAUGCCGAAUUGAGUUCACCACACCAGCAAACAUCUCAAGAAAUACAGAAAGCUCAAGAAUCCAGUGUUGCAGUGCAAUCUUGUGCAAACACAUUGUGCGUAAAAACUGGUACAAUUAAGCGGCAAGUUUUGCUAUCUACGGCUGUAGUCUUGGUAGUCGGAAAGGGGGGUACUACCAUUAAAUCACGAGCUCUAUUAGAUUCGGGUUCUGACAGCCACAUUGUAACUGAACGCCUGGCAAAGCAGUUAAAUCUUAAAUUGGAAAAAAUCGACUUACCAAUCAGCGGUCUCAAUGAUAUUCAAACCAAGGUGAAAUAUUCGCUUUCUACGGAAAUUCAAUCUCGAGUCAAUGCUUUCGCUACGUGUACGUUAGAUUUUCUGGUGGUUCCUAAAGUAACGACAAGUUUACCAAUUGUUGAAAUAGAUGUGCAUACUUUGUCAUUGCCAUCCAACAUAGUCUUGGCUGAUCCGGCGUUCCAUACCCCUGGAGAGAUUGAUUUGAUUCUUGGAAACGAAAUCUUCUUUGACCUUAUUAAAUCAGGUCGCAUAAAAAUUGAGCAUUCUGCAGUUACAUUGGCAGAGACUGAACUAGGUUGGGUAGUCGGAGGAGCAAUUCACAACGGCGACUCAUGGCUGCUUCGUCGUGUGUGUCAAUUCAAUCAUAUGGAAGACGAAUUAAAUCAUACAAUGCUAAAAUUUUGGGAAAUUGAAACCAUCCCAAUGCAAGAAUCUCUUACGGAAACUGAAGCAGCGGUAGAAGAACACUUUAUUAAAACUCACACCCGGGACAAACAGGGACGAUAUCAGGUUCGGCUCCCUUUCAAUGAGCUUAAGGAUCAACUUGGUGAUUCUUAUGAACUCGCAAAGAAACGGUUUGAAAAAUUGAAGCUAGUGCUGAAUAGAAAUCCGGAUAAACGUUUGCAGUAUACAGAAUUUAUGAGUGAGUAUCAAUCACUUGGGCACAUGAAGGAAGCAACCAUUACAGACAAGAAGGGUUACUUCAUCCCACAUCAUGCUGUUUAUAAGGCUUCUAGUUCGACUACCAAGACUCGUGUGGUCUUUGACGCAUCGGCCAAAACUACUUCUGGAAUUUCUUUGAAUGAUGCACUCUCUGUUGGUCCCACAGUGCAAAGUGAUUUGCAAAGUAUAAUACUACGGUUUUGUAUUCACGCGGUGGUUCUAACUGCAGAUAUCCCAAAGAUGUACCGACAGAUACAAAUGUACGAAGAAGACUGUCAAUACCAGCGUAUCUUGUGGUGGAACAAAAAAGGUUCAGAACAGGUCUUUGAACUUCAAACGGUGACCUAUGGCGUUGCAAGUUCGCCGUAUCACGCUACAAGGGCACUAAUGCAACUAGCAAGGGAUGAAGGGUCAAAUUACCCUUUGGCAGCAGAGGUUAUAAAGAACGAUAGCUAUAUUGACGACUUCCUAACCGGAAGUCGGUCUGCUGAAUCGGUCAUUGCGAUUUACCAGCAGCUUUCCGCAUUGUUGGCAAAAGGCGGGUUCGGAGUACAUAAGUUUUGCUCGAAUAGUCCUAAUGUACUAAACAUGAUACCGGCAAAUCUGCACGAAACACAGGUUAGCUUUAACGAUACUGGAAUCAAUGCCCAAAUUAAAACUUUGGGACUUAUUUGGAAUCCGACCGAGGAUUACUUUGGAUUUAAUGUCUUGAAGUUAGAUAGCGACAGUAUUUCUUCAACGAAGCGAAUGGUUUUAUCGGAUAUUGGAAAAUUGUUUGACCCUCUAGGAUUUCUGGGUCCGGUUGUUACUUCGGCAAAGUUAAUCAUGCAAGAAAUAUGGCGUUUAGGUUUGAGUUGGGAUGAAGCUCUCCCAGAAAAUUUGCUACAGAGUUGGAGGCACUUCCGAGACCAGCUACCCAGUGUAAACCAAAUCCGAAAACAGCGAUUGAUUAUAUGUGAAGAUGCGGUAAGAGUUGAGCUACAUGGGUUUUCGGACGCUUCGUUGCGGGCUUAUGGAGCGGUUGUUUAUAUAAGGAGCAUUGCAAGGGACGGCACAAUGACAGUACAGCUCGUUACUAGCAAAUCGCGAGUUGCACCCUUGAAACCCGUUACAAUACCAAGAUUAGAACUCAUCGGUGCCAAGUUACUCGCAGAAUUAGUGAACAAGGUGACAACAUCAAUUCCUGUACAGUUCGAUGAAGUAAAAUUGUGGUGCGAUUCUCAAAUCGUUUUGUGUUGGCUUAAAAAACCUUUGAGAAAUUUGAAUGUAUUUGUUGCUAAUCGUAUAGCUGCGAUAUUGGAAAAAACUAAAAUCGGUCAAUGGCAUUACGUUCGAUCGGAGUACAAUCCGGCUGAUGUUAUAUCCCGGGGUGAAGCUCCAGAGGAAUUAUUGCGAAAUGAGCUUUGGUGGAAUGGAUCUCCAUUACUGUGGCAACAGUACGUCGAUGAUGACCCUCCCGAACCAUUGGAUGAAUUAUCGAUACCAGAACUUAAGCCAGAGAAGCUUGUAGCAACUGUACUUUCAAUUCCAAAGGAGCAAUUUAAUAGGAUGAGUCACUACCGUAAGUUGUUACGAGCUUGGGUAUAUGUUCGACGAUUUAUUACCAUGAAGGACAAGCAUUCAAUAAAGUCAUUGAUCACAGCGGAUGAAAUGACUGAAGCAGAACGACAUAUCCUACGUAUUGUACAACAAGAAGUGUUCGGUGAUAUCAUGAACUGUCUUCGGUCCACACCUAGCAAACGCCACAACUUAAGUAAUAUCGCCCCGUUUAUAGCAGAUGAUGGUUUGAUUCGAGUUGGAGGCCGUCUAAAAUAUUCGGCUAUUCCAUAUGAUGGAAAACAUCAAAUCCUCUUACCGGAAAAACAUCAUGUGACGAUUAUACUUAUUAGAAGACUGCAUGAAGACUAUUUCCACGUAGGCCCCAAUGGACUACUUGCUAUCGUGAGAGAACGCUUUUGGCCUUUACGGGUAAAAACGACGAUCAAAAAAAUAAUUUCAUUGUGUCAGAUUUGUGCUAAACAUCGACCAGUAUUGGGAAGCCAAUUUAUGGGUGAUCUGCCGGAAUCUCGAGUUAAUCCGGCACCUGUAUUUGGAAGAGUGGGUGUUGAUUACGCAGGACCUUUCAUGAUGCGAUUGAGUAGUAGAAGUCCCAAGUCAUACAAGGGAUACGUCCUUGUCUUUGUAUGUAUGGUAGUAAAGGCAAUACACCUAGAGUUGGUGUCGAACUUGACAACGGAAAAUUUCAUAGCUGCAUUCCAACGAUUCAUAGGUCGACGUGGGCUUCCGAAUGACGUGUAUUCCGAUAAUGGAACAUCUUUCGUAGGUGCGAACCAUGAGCUAGCCGCUUUAAGAAGACUUUUCGAGGACGAACAGCAUCAGCAGGAAUUGGCUGAGUUCUGCUCUGCCAAAGGUAUACGAUGGCAUUUUAUUCCUCCCAGAAGUCCCCACUUCGGGGGAAUUUGGGAAGCAGGCGUUAAAUCGAUGAAAUUUCACUUCAAACGGGUUGUCGGCGAUACAAGGUUAACGUUUGAAGAAUUGAGUACGUUUCUAGCACAAACUGAAGCUAUACUAAACUCUCGCCCCUUGUGCCCAUUAUCCGAUGAUCCAAACGACACUGCCGUAUUAAGCCCGUCGCAGUUUCUCAUUGGCCGCUCAGCUGUGGCCCUUCCGGAACCAUCAUACACAGCAAAGAAGGUAGGACAAUUGACUAGAUGGCAGCAUAUUCAGCAAAUGAGGCAACAUUUGUGGCAAAGGUGGUCGAAGGAGUAUCUCCAUCAUUUACAAACUAGGCAGAAGUGGCAUAAUGGUGUUGUAGACUACAAAAUCGGUGCAUUGGUAUUGUUGCUCGACGAAAAUUUACCACCGCAGCAUUGGCGCCGCGGACGAAUUGUUGCGAUGCAUACUGGUAAGGAUGGAGCAGUGAGAGUCGUGACAGUGAAGACCGCAACAGGCGAAUACAAACGUGCAGUCACUAAAAUUGCAGUACUACCUUCGGUUGAGCCCGAGGACUCAACGGGGGGAGAAUGA
Sabethes cyaneus is the source of this 5388-nucleotide messenger RNA. RefSeq lists its product as uncharacterized. Lineage: Eukaryota; Metazoa; Arthropoda; Insecta; Diptera; Culicidae. Gene Ontology annotation, biological process: DNA integration. The record is from RefSeq and is a predicted model, not a curated record. The transcript has a single exon. Gene Ontology annotation, molecular function: nucleic acid binding; zinc ion binding. Bases 1 to 5388 code for a protein of 1795 amino acids.